This is a messenger RNA of Culicoides brevitarsis, 3312 nucleotides long. RefSeq lists its product as uncharacterized. Lineage: Eukaryota; Metazoa; Arthropoda; Insecta; Diptera; Ceratopogonidae. The record is from RefSeq and is a predicted model, not a curated record. The transcript has 10 exons. Gene Ontology annotation, cellular component: extracellular exosome; endoplasmic reticulum-Golgi intermediate compartment. The coding region runs from base 139 to 3216 and encodes 1025 amino acids. Gene Ontology annotation, molecular function: calcium ion binding.
CAUACGUGUACAUUGCUGGAAAAAUAACUCAUUACUUAAAAAUUGCAUUUUAAUCUUCAAAAAGGCGAAUUCAGAGAGACCUUCUGAAUAAUUAAGCCUGUACAUAUUUAAUGCGUUAAAAAAUAUAUAGUUUUUAAAAUGUUCAGUUGGAGAAGCUACUUAACUAUAACUUUGCUCCUGUUACUAGGAAUAGUUUGUUGUCUUCCCGUUGAUCACAAAAAACAGAAAACUCAUGAUUCUGAGAAUGAGAUUCCAGAUAAGGAUGGAAAGCUGGAGAACGUAUUGGAAUAUGAACGAUAUUUAAAGGAGGUUGUAAAUCUUUUGGAAAGCGAUAAAGAUUUUAGAGAAAAACUAGAUAAAGCUGAUGAAGCUGAUAUUAGAUCAGGCAAAAUUGCACAGGAGCUCGAAUACGUUAAUCACAAUGUUCGAUCAAAGUUGCACGAAUUGAAACGUCAAGAGUUAGAAAGGCUGAGACAUCUCGCAAUGAAGCAAUAUGAGUUGUCAAAUGGAAUAGACAGAGCUCAUAUUAAAAUUCCCGAACACUUGGAUCAUGCUAAUUCUCAUACAUUUGAAAUUGAGGACUUGAAACGACUUAUUUUGAAGACAUCCCAAGACUUGGCUGAAAGUGAUAGAAAGCGUCGCGAAGAAUUCAAGGAGUAUGAGUUACAGAAGGAAUUUGAAAAACAAGAAAAAUUGAGAGAAAUGGAUGAGGAACACAAGAAACAGUAUGAGGAGGAACUAAAAAAACAACAAGAGAAGCAUAACAAACACGAAAAACUGCAUCAUCCAGGUUCGAAAGACCAAUUAGAGGAAGUUUGGGAGAAACAGGACCACAUGGAUCAGGAAUUCGAUCCAAAGACAUUUUUCAUGUUACACGAUCUGGAUGGGAACAACUUUUGGGACGAAAAUGAAGUUAAAGCGCUUUUUGUAAAAGAGUUGGAUAAAGUCUAUCAAUCUGGGGUACCAGAAGACGAUUUACGUGAAAGAGCUGAGGAGAUGGAAAGAAUGAGAGAGCAUGUUUUCAAAGAAGCCGAUGUCAACCACGAUGGUCUGAUUAGCUACCAAGAAUUUUUAGAUCAAACUAAACGAGAUGAAUUUCAACGCGAUCCUGGAUGGGACACUGUUGACAACGUCCCUCAAUAUACUCAUGAAGAGUAUUUGGAAUUUGAACGUAGACGUCAUUUAGAAAUAGAAAGGUUAAUUGCCGAAGGAAAACUACCCGCACAUCCAAAUAUGCCUUAUGGUCAAAAUGAUCCAAAUGACAUUCCUGAACACCUGAGACAUGCACCACCACCUCCACCACAUUAUCAACAAGGCUAUCAAAAUCAUCCACAACAGGUUAACUUGAACCAAAAUCAAGUUUAUGAACAUCAUCCGAAUGAUCAAGCAAAACAAUACAAUGCUCCUGCUUCGGUACAAAAUCAUAAAAAUCUGAACCAUCAUCAAGGAAAUCAACAACAACAACAACAACACUUUGAAGAGCAUCCAAAUCAAAAGAACGAUCUGAAUCAACACAAUCAAGCACAAAACAGUCAACAACAACAACAACAGCAGCAUUCCUCGGCUCAAAGUCACCAUUCAAAUUCGGCACCAAUCCAUGUGCAAGAGAAACCACAACAGGGACAACAUUAUACCGUUAAAUACAUCAAAGAUUUGCCCUUUGAGCUGUUGGAUCGUGAAACGACUGAACUUUUCAUCAAAACUUUCGAUAAAGUCGAAGUCCUCAAAUUGAAAGACAAUAUUUUGUUGUGCAACAUGCGUCAAUGGCAACUAAAUACAAAGGAAUACAAUUCGGAAUUUCCAAACGUUCAGGAAAUCACUCUAAGAGUCGAAAAUUUCAUCACUAAGCAAGCAAAAGCUUUAUUAAAAGCGUGUCCUCAAAAAAUCACUGGAACUAAAAGUAGAACUCACCAUCAAAACUCCAUCAAAGACUUGUACGAUGCUCCGAUGUCCCUGAAACGCUUAAAAUUGCUUAAAAACGUCGUAGAUGUGAACUUUUUGCAACGUCAAACUGAAAUUAUCUCUUACCAUAUCUACACAGAAUUGACUCCUGAUAUCGUGAUUCCUCUUCCGGCAUGCAUAAAUCCAUCAAAUGUGCAUUCGUUGGACGUCUUAUUGAAAAAUGGCUCGAAAUUUGACCUUAAAUGGCUUCACGACAUGCCAAACUUGAAGAAAUUUGGACUUCAGUUCCCAUAUAUUUCAGUUUCAUGUGCGGCACAAGUUCCUUCUUUUCUACAGUCUCACGAAGUUCUUCCGAAUAAGACCGUGAAAGUGUUGAGCGUCAGCAGAAUUGUCAAAACUUGUUUAAAUUGCGUACGGAAUUUUCUCGAAUCUUUCAUCCACUUGAAAAAUCUUCAAAUUCUGUAUUGGGACUCCGAGUUUUGUAACUUUUGGAAGACGAUUAGUCGAGCUCUCGAAAAAAAUGGCGUUUCGAAGCAUUUAUCAACAUUCACGCUGAGUCCUGAUUUCUUCGACAACCAGAAAUUAAAAGUUAACUACAACUAUUUUGAAGCCAUGACACCGUUCCCGAAUCUCAAGACACUUCAAUUAAUGUUUUGUCACAAGCGCCUUUCGAAGAACGCUCUCAAAACCUUUUGCAGCAAAUGUCCCAAUUUAAAGAAUUUGGCUUUCGCAGUCGGAAGUCGAUUCAAAUAUGAGAUAAGCGGUUUCCUCAUUCAUCAAUUGAAAUAUUUGACUGCUCUAAGAAUACCCAAUUCUACGCCAGAAGAGGAAAUGCUCGAUGAACAUUGCAACGAAAUUACUGGUAUUUAUGCCAAUGCGGAGACAAUUCAAUCUUUACUGACAACUCCCCUAAAGCUUUGGUGUUUAGGAAUGCCCAUACGCUGUGAAAUUAAUGAUUUACUAGAGUUGUUCAAAAAAUUUCCAAUGUUGAAACAUGUGGAAGAGAUUCAGACGUUUUCCACAACACCAAAUGUUUUACAUAGAGAACCUCCUGCUCCGCCUACUGAUAAGGAAGAAAAGUCCGAUAGACCAGUGAGUCCUCGAAUGGCAGAUUUUCAGAAAAAAUUACGCGAAAAAACCCCAAUUGGAAAAUUGGAUCAAUCACUUGGAACUCAUCCGUAUCAAGAGAAAGAACCAUUGGAACGUUUUCCUAAUGAUGUAAAUCCAAAAACUGGAGAAAUCGGAGGUCCCAGAGGUCCAGAACCUACUAGAUAUGGAGAUUGGGAACGCAAAGGAAGAGUAUCGGACUUUUAGAAAAAUAUAUUUAUUAAUAAAUGAUUUGAUUUAGUUUUUGAUUGUUUAAACAUUUUUAUUUAAAAUAUCAUAAAUAGAACAGUAUUUCAAAACAUA